Molecule: messenger RNA, 717 nt
Organism: Trichomonas vaginalis G3
Lineage: Eukaryota; Parabasalia; Trichomonadida; Trichomonadidae
Product: RNA binding protein, Pescadillo-related family
Exons: 1
Coding region: 1-717 (238 amino acids)
Source: RefSeq, a predicted model, not a curated record
AUGAACUUUCAAUAUCCACAAACAAACCUGGUAAAAGACCUUUCUAUAACAGGUUCACAUGAAGAGUUCUGGACGUUUUCUCAAGUAUCUCAAUGGGGUACUCACUGGAGAUAUUCUUCCCUUGAACAAGAUAAAGAUCAUCUUCAACCGGUACUUAAUACAGUCAUGAAAGCUCGAACAUUAGGCAAUAAGCAUCAGUGCAAACCAAGACUAAUUCAUUACGCUCAACUUUUAAUCUGGCGCUUUUAUAACAAAGAAAAAUUAUCUGAUUAUCAUCCAAACUUGAUUUUACCGCUUGCUUUUGACUGUGCUGCACAGAUUCUAGAAGUAGAAUCUCCAAAGCAAUUAAUUGCUCAGGAUUUGGCGGCUUCAGGUCAAAUUGAAAACAAAAAUAAAAGUUCCGAGUUUGGACUUCACUUCGCGCUUGUAACUUCUCUCGAUUACAAUAUUCGUAUUCAUCACCCAUUAGAUUAUAUCUGCCAGUUCAUUAAUGCUAAUUUUACCCAAGAUGAAAUGAGAUUAGCAGAAAUAAUUAUUUCUGACUCUUUCUUGAUACCGUGCUGCCUUGUACACCGCCCUGCAGCUAUCGCUGAGGGAGCAGCAAUUAUGGCUGCCGGAAUGCUGGAUCGUCCCGAUUCAGUUAUACCAAGAACAUCAAAAGCCUUAUCUUUCAUUCAAGAUAUGAAGUGCUUCUACAAACAAAAGCAGAAACAUUAA